Molecule: messenger RNA, 1889 nt
Organism: Drosophila ficusphila
Lineage: Eukaryota; Metazoa; Arthropoda; Insecta; Diptera; Drosophilidae
Product: major royal jelly protein 1
Exons: 3
Coding region: 186-1781 (531 amino acids)
Cellular component (GO): extracellular region
Source: RefSeq, a predicted model, not a curated record
GCAAACGGAACGCAGUCGCAAAACGGCAACCACAACGCUCAGACGUGUCGCGCGAUCAGUUGAAAACGAAAAUAAAAAAAAAGUGGAAAAAAAAACAGCAACUACAGCCAAAGAUAAAAUAAAGCAGCGACUUCUCAACAACCAGCUCCAGCUAGCUCAAAAGUGUAUCAAAACCUCAUCUUGCCAUGUUUCGCAUCCUCCUUGGAGUGAUUUGUGUGGUCCUUUGGUCGCCGGUUAGCCAGGCUCUAACUCCAGGACUGCAGGUGGCCAAGCAGUGGAAGCUCCUGCGCUACAACUUCGAGCCCCAAGCUCCGGUCACCGAUCCCAACUUCUACAAUCCGCAGAAUGUCCUGAUCACCGGAGUUGCGGUCACCGAUGACCGGAUCUUUGUGGCCACACCGAAGCUCUUUUCAGGAGUGUCCUCCACCGUGAGUUGGGUCUCAAAGUCACAGUUUGGCGACUCCCCAGUCCUGCAGGCCUAUCCCGAUUGGUCCUUCUCGAACACCGGACGCAGCGACUUCAACUGCAGCGAUCUCAUCUUGACUUCGGUUUACCGUCUGCGUUUGGACUCCUGCAAUCGCAUUUGGCUCCUGGACGCUGGAAUUUCGCGCUCCCUGGAGGACUACGAAAUCACCUGUCCACCAAAGGUCCUGGUUGUGGACUUGGCCACAGAUCGUGUGGUGCGUAGGAUCGAUUUCCCUCCAGAAGUUCUUCGUGGAGAGUCCUUGUUCACCAACAUGGUGAUUGAUGAGACGACUGCCAAGGGAUGCGAUGAUGUGUUUGUUUACAUCACGGACACCGUGGAGCCGGGAAUAAUUGUGUAUGACAGUGGAAAGGAUGUCACCUGGAGGGUUUCGCAUCCCGCCAUGUAUCCUGAUCCCGAUUUUGCCCAGUCGGAGAUUCUCAAUGAUCGCUUCGUAUUGAUGGACGGAGUGGUAGGCCUGACUUUCGAUGAACGCACUGGUGUGGUUUACUUCCAGCCUCUGGCAACCGAUAGAGUUUUCUCCGUGCACAAGAAUGUCCUGCGAGCGGGUCCCUUGCCAGAUGGCAAAAUGCUGGAUGUGAAACUGGUGGGCAAGAAGAGCUCCCAGGGGAUUGGACUCUCCGUUUCGCCCUUCGAUAGCAGCCUGAUCUUCAGUCCCCUGAGUGAAACAGCCAUCGCCUCGUGGAAUCCAACCACCAAUCAGCAAUCCGUGCUGGCAUUCGAUCGCGAUCAGUUGCAGUUUGUUGCGGAUAUAACCACAACAAGAUCGGAACCAGGAGUGAUCUAUGCCAUUGCCUCGAAGUUCCACCGUUUCUUCCUCAAGAACCUGAAUCCCAAUGAGUUUAACAACCGAAUUGUGAGGCUGGAGCUGCCCGCUGGGAACUCGCUGUUGGGCCAUCGGGUUGCCCUUCCUCCGGCACCCACUCACAACAGUUUGUUGAACUACGGGCUUUACAAUACUCACGGUCAAACGUCGACGAAUGCCCUGCAAACAUACUUCACCAGUCCGGCGCUUACCACGCCCUUUACCACCAAAACGCCUUUUAAGUUCGAAACCGGAGGAGUUGUUAACUAUGCAGCACGUAAUCCCUUUACGGCUCUGAAUCAGGGAGAAGCCUUUCCGCCCAGCAAGGCGACCAGGGACAUCUAUCAGCGAUCCUAUCUGGACACUCUGGUGGGCACCACUGCCCCGGCGGCCACCACUCGGAUGGUUUCGGUGCCGCCCACCGCCUACAGCACUCAGCACCACAGCGGCUAUUACUAUCAGCGAGCCACGAGAUCGUUGAAAGAGCAGUAAAAAACAACUCGCGCACACACUGCGUAUACGCAAUGCGUCCAGCAGCUGAUGUAAAUAAUUAAAUCACUAUACAUGUAAAUUGAUUAAACUAAUUUAAUGAAAAAGUUA